This is a messenger RNA of Struthio camelus australis, 5329 nucleotides long. The record is from RefSeq and is a predicted model, not a curated record. NCBI's taxonomy places the organism in Eukaryota, Metazoa, Chordata, Aves, Struthioniformes, Struthionidae.
AUGAGGUUAAACAUGAAAAUUAUAGUGCGUGCUGCUCCCCCUGCCAAAAUAACUUGUGGAAUCCUCAGGAACCGUGGCGAAAGCAGAAGAACCACAAUAAGUACGAAAGCUCAGAACAAAGAAACAAAAGUACUGGCUGCUGCAAAGGUGAUUGAUACUAAAUCGGAAGAAGAACUAGAAGAUUACAUGGUUGAGAUUGAUAUUUUAGCAUCCUGUGAUCACCCUAAUAUUGUUAAGCUCCUAGAUGCUUUCUACUAUGAAAACAAUCUCUGGAUCCUGAUCGAAUUUUGUGCUGGUGGAGCAGUAGAUGCAGUAAUGCUGGAGCUCGAGAGGCCGUUAACAGAGCCACAGAUCAAAGUGGUAUGCAGACAGACACUGGAAGCAUUGAACUACCUGCAUGAAAAUAAGAUCAUCCACAGAGAUUUAAAAGCUGGCAAUAUUCUUUUCACAUUAGAUGGAGACAUUAAACUAGCGGACUUUGGAGUAUCAGCUAAAAACACAAGGACAAUACAGAGAAGAGAUUCUUUUAUUGGUACACCGUAUUGGAUGGCUCCAGAAGUAGUAAUGUGUGAGACAUCUAAAGACAGGCCUUAUGAUUAUAAGGCUGAUAUUUGGUCUCUUGGCAUUACUUUAAUAGAAAUGGCUCAAAUAGAGCCACCUCAUCAUGAAUUAAAUCCAAUGCGAGUGCUUCUGAAAAUAGCAAAAUCGGAUCCGCCUACGUUAGCACAGCCUUCAAAGUGGUCAUCAGAUUUCAAAGAUUUUCUAAAGAAAUGUUUGGAAAAGAAUGUAGAUGCAAGAUGGAGUGCAACUCAACUUCUACAGCAUCCAUUUGUUACUGUUACUUCCAAUAAACCAAUAAGAGAAUUGAUUGCAGAAGCUAAGGCUGAGGUUACAGAAGAAGUUGAAGAUGGUAAAGAUGAGGAUGAAGAGGAGGAAACAGAAAAUUCUCUGCAGUUACCUACAGACAAGCGUGCAUCCUCUGACCUUAGUAUUGCCAGCUCCGAAGAGGAUAAACUUUCACAGAAUGCCUCUGUUCUGGAAUCUCUUUCUGAGAAAACAGAAAGUAAUGCAACUGAGGAGAAAAACAGCAGUAUAUUUCCAGAUGAUAAAACAACUGGAGAUGAAUCUGAGGAUGUUAAAUUUGAGAAAACAGCUGAUAACAUGUCUGAUACUGCUGUUGACAAUAUGAAAGUGCAGGAUAGUUCUGUGCCAACUGAUAAAGGUGAGCAAGGCAAAAUAUUGGCAAUUGAAAAGAAUACAGAAAGCCUAGAGGAAGCACAUGAAGAUAUUGAACCCCAGAAAGGAAAGAAAGAACUUGUUGUGGUUACCAAACCAGAAAUAAAGGAUGAACACAACCUAAAAAUAGAGAAAGAAAAAGAGAUGGGAAAUAAACAGACAGAAGAAAAUAAGCUGAUAAUAGCACCCACAACUGAAAACAGCAUUGAAACUGGAGAAGCCUUUUCCAAGGAAACUGGUGAAAAAGAAGAGAAGGAAAACAGAGCAGAUCUUCCAGAAAAUAAAAAUGGAGAGGUCACUGCAGAAAAUGCUACAGAGCAAAAGGAAGUUAAAGACGAAGCUCAGAAAGAGGUGAUGAUAGACUCCACUACAGAAAUUCUAGCUAGUGCUGAGGAUAAAGUGGCUGAUGAAGAAAAGGAACUAAUAAGCCAUGGAGUUGACAAUAUUCAGGAGAUAGGCAGAACUGGUGAAACUCAGAUCAGCGAUGGGGACAAAAUACCUGAGACAGAGGAUAAACUAAUGGAAAGUCAGCCUAAGGAGGUCCAUGAGAUAAACAGCUCUGAAGAAACGCUGUCUAAAAGCCAAGAUAAGGAAAUCAAAGUAGACAAGAAACUGGAAGAAGGUGAGAAUGAGGAUAUUUGUAAAAUAAGCAGCACGGAGGAAAGAGAGACCAAAGACUCUGGAAAAGAAAACGCAGACCAGAAGGCAAUAGAGAGUAAGACUGAAGAUGUUCCUGAGAAAGCGGUGGAUAAACCAACUGAGAUGGACCAGGAUUCAGAAGGGCACAGACCUGAGACUAUCCUGAAAACCAGUACUCAGGUAGACAAAGAACAUUCAGAAAUUACCUCAGAUGAAGUAGUGAAGAAUAAGCUUCGAGAUGCAGCAGGUGAACAAGCUGAUGACUCUGAACUGACUCCAGUUCCCAGUAUUAGCAUUAGCACUGAAGAAAAUGAGGAAAAAGUCAAAACAGAUAACCGAGACCAUACUGAAACAUUACAGCAGCUGGAAUCAGAGACUCUAAAGGAAAAUGAUGCGGAUUCAGGCACUGGUUCUGCAGCUGACAACAGCAGCAUAGAUUUGAACUUGUCCAUUUCUAGCUUCCUCAGUAAAAACAAAGAGACAGGAUCAAUAUCUUUACAAGAAACUAGAAGACAAAAGAAAACAUUAAAGAAAACUCGCAAGUUUGUAGUUGAUGGAGUAGAAGUGAGUGUGACCACAUCAAAAAUAGUUACUGAAAAUGACUCAAAAAGUGAAGAAAUGAGAUUUCUACGGCGUCAAGAGCUGAGAGAGCUAAGACUUCUUCAGAAGGAAGAGCAGAGAGCUCAACAGCAGCUCAGUAAUAAACUCUUGCAACAGCGAGAACAGAUGUACAGACGUUUUGAACAGGAAAUGACAAGUAAAAAGCGACAGUAUGAUCAAGAAAUAGAAAAUCUAGAAAAGCAGCAGAAACAGACAAUAGAGCGCUUGGAACAGGAACACACAAAUCGUUUACGAGAUGAAGCAAAACGUAUCAAAGCAGAACAGGAGAAGGAAUUGUCCAAAUUCCAGAACAUGUUGAAGAACAAAAAAAAGGAGGUUUUAAGUGAAGUGGAGAAAGCACCAAAAGAGCUGAGAAAAGAGCUCAUGAAACGCAAGAAAGAGGAGCUUGCACAAAACCAGCAUGCUCAGGAGCAGGAAUUUGUGCAGAAGCAGCAGCAAGAACUGGAUGCGUCGCUGAAGAAAAUUAUUCAGCAACAAAAGACAGAACUAGCCACUAUUGAACGAGAUUGCCUCAACAACAAACAGCAGCUCAUGAGAGCUCGUGAAGCUGCGAUCUGGGAGCUGGAAGAGCGACACUUGCAAGAAAAACAUCAGCUCCUCAAACAGCAACUCAAAGAUCAGUACUUCAUGCAGAGACACCAGCUACUUAAGAGGCAUGAAAAAGAAACAGAGCAAAUGCAGAGAUAUAAUCAACGACUUAUUGAGGAGCUAAAGAAUAAGCAAACUCAGGAAAGAGCAAGACUGCCUAAAAUCCAACGAAGUGAAGCAAAGACUCGAAUGGCUAUGUUCAAGAAAAGUUUAAGAAUCAACUCAUUAGCUUCUCCAGACCAAGAUCGUGAAAAAAUUAAGCAGUUUGGUAUUAAAGAAGAAAAGAGACAAAAAAAUGAGAGACUGGCUCAGCAUCAGAAACAUGAAAAUCAAAUGCGGGACCUUCAGUUGCAAUGUGAAGCAAACAUCAGAGAGCUGCAUCAAUUACAGAAUGAAAAAUGCCAUCUACUGGUUGAACACGAGACUCAGAAGCUAAAAGAGCUAGAUGAAGAGCACAGCCAAGAACUGAAGGAAUGGAGAGAGAAAUUGAGACCAAGAAAAAAGACAUUGGAAGAGGAAUUUGCUAGAAAACUGCAAGAACAGGAAGUUUUCUUUAAAAUGACUGGAGAAUCUGAAUGCCUUAAUCCUUCAACACAAAGCCGGAUUUCCAAAUUCUAUCCAAUCCCCAGCCUUCACUCCACUGGCUCAUAACUCUGGGAACUGCUGUAGGUUUUUCAUAUUUGGAAUUCUCCACCCUCAUCAUCUAACCAGAUAUAACCUGCAAUGUACAGCAAAGGACUGUAGCACUCUUUGUUUUCAGUGGAGACAAUCAGUGUCACUAUCAGUUUUUUCCUUCUCCUUCGAAUGGAAGAAAACAAAAAAGGAGAACGGACGUUGGUGUAUAUGGCAAUGUGAUGUCCUUCAGAUGUUUCAAGAAUAAGCGGAUUUUUUAAAUCUAAGACUCAGAAAGUACGUUACCAAUGGGUUUGGCUUCAAGUAAGUGACCCUAAAAUAAUAUAAUCUUUAUGAUCACAAAGAAAAAAAGAUUUCUCAUGUGAACAUUUAAAUGGUGUAAUCCUAGUCCUACUACUGUGUUUUUAAAUAUCUGAUUUCUCCACAACAGAAUUCCAUAAUGGAAACUGCCAUAAGAGGUUUAAAAUAUUGUAAUGUUGAGUAGUGUCUUCGUAACAAGGACUGAAACUAGUUACUCAGAACAUGCCAGUGAUCAGAAGAAUGAGCCCUUAUGUUUAAACAUAAUUGGUAAGAGCAAAAGCCUUUACAGCUUCCUAAAAAAAAAAAAAAAAAAACAAACACAAACAAACCUCUGGCAUAAAUUAAACUGAGCAGAUCUCCAUUGCAUACUAUGUCCUUUAAUUCUAUAACGAAAUGGGGUGCUAGUUUAAUUAAUACAGUGCCUGAAACACUUACAUAUGCUAAUCUUGGCAAAAGGAUAGUGUUUUGUCAUUAAAAAAAAAAAAAAAACCUCCUUAAUGUUGUUGUUACUGUACAAAACAGAAGAAUUCUUGCUGCUACUGCCAUUUUUGUCAUAAGUCCUCACCCUAAAAUAUUUUGCACUAAAAUAUGUAAAGGUGAAAAAAAUGCUAACUUUAAAAUGCACAGUUUAUUGCUUUCCUUAGCUAUUACAGAUGGUUAGUUCUACAAAUGGAAAAACUGUAGGAUGUAUUUUUUAGGACACGGUGUGCAAAAUGCACAUGGUUUCUCUAACUUUACCUGGAAUAGGUAAAGCCAUCUUUUUGUUCUUAACCAAAGCCUGUUCAUUUAAGCUCCUCAGAAAGUGGAGGUGGAUGGUCAUAUUUAUAAAUAACCAUGCCUGAAGUCUGAUUCAAUUAGAAGUGUUGGACUUGAUUUUUUUUUUUAUUUUAGUCCUUCUAUUUUAUAGAAAGAUUUAAGUUAAAUAUAUAGACAAACUACAAAGCUGGGUUUUUUGCUUUUGUUUUGCUACAUACUAACAUACAUGGUUUUUAUUUUUCAAGUUCGUAGAUGUAUAAUAAGUUAUUUACCUGACUGAUCUGCAGUGGAAAAAAUCUGAAAUGCUUCUCGUAUAGCUGGUGGGGAAAUAUAACUGUAUUAGGUCACUUUUAGUGCACUCCUUUUAACGGUUAGAAUUUGAGUCAUAUCAAGACAGUAUUAUAAGCUGUACUUUGGUAUGCCAAAGUUAAAUUUGUAAAAUAGUAUUUGCUUUCUGUCACUUGAGGCCUAACUUUCUAGUCUCUUUGGGUAUCGACUGUAAACAUUUCCUUUUUGUUUUGCUAGCUUGCAUUAAAUGUGAGCCUGGUGAACAUUA